Molecule: messenger RNA, 757 nt
Organism: Moneuplotes crassus
Lineage: Eukaryota; Ciliophora; Spirotrichea; Euplotida; Euplotidae
Source: the annotation of a GenBank genome assembly
UUUGCCUUCACUUGAAAUAAAAAUAAAUUUUGAUGAGCUUGACUCUGUAUUUUACCAGAGAUCGUCGUGAGUCAGAGACUCGUUAUAUCAUCCAGGAACCCUUUGUGUGGAAACCAAUGCAGUAUGAAGAUAUAUCGCUAUUGUUUGGGAAGAUAGGCAAUGCACUGAUUGAGUGCUCACUAAACCUGCAAAUUAGCAAUGACAUCUCAAAUUUGGCGUUUGUUAGACAUCUGAUAAGCUAUUACACAGCUCAUUGUGUGAUUGGAGGGCUUUCUAGCGAGCCAACUUUAUGCCUUAUGGAGUUAAAGUCAACUAUCCCCUCUAUGAAACAGAUGGAAAGAUACCUCAAAACAGAAGAUAUAACAAAUUUACACAAAUUUGAGUUGCUGAGCAUCAAAGUUGUGCUAGACAUCCACUUCCAUAUUGCCAAAAUCCAUGAUUCCCCGCCAUAUAAGAAUCUCAGGAAGAAGAUCAUUCCAUGCAUGAUAAGAUUUUACAAGAGGAUCUCUCAAGCGAAAUUCUCUAUUAUGAUAAGCCUCUAUAGAGCCUUUGCAGAGGAUAGUAGGAAGAGACUCCUAGAGAUGAACAGCAGAGCUUAUUCUACUCCCUAUUCCUUUAUCAAGGAGCUCAAACAGAAGCUAGCAACUUAUAAUCAGAUAAAUCAAGGAGGGGAAGAGCAUCACUUCUAUGCUUAAGUUCACCGACGACAUUGACCACAAGCGGAAGCCAACCGGUAGAUCUCUUGUUCAUGUGUGCU